Messenger RNA from Caenorhabditis bovis, 2334 nucleotides. The record is from the annotation of a GenBank genome assembly. NCBI's taxonomy places the organism in Eukaryota, Metazoa, Nematoda, Chromadorea, Rhabditida, Rhabditidae.
AUGAAUUCUCUUCUCACACUCAGCCAAUUGGCUGGGCCAGCACAUGUGCGGUACCUCCAUACUUCUUUCGGAUUAUGGAGCAAGGUUCCAUUGAGUAAACUUGAGCCAAAUGCUUAUCUUCCAUACGAAAAGCUUUCAAAGAACAUCAAAACAGUGAAAGACAGACUUAAGCGGCCACUUACUUUGUCUGAGAAGAUUCUUUAUUCUCAUUUGGACAACCCACAAGGUCAAGAGAUUGAAAGAGGAGUUUCGUACCUUCGUCUUCGCCCGGAUCGCGUUGCUAUGCAAGAUGCCACCGCUCAGAUGGCCAUGCUCCAAUUCAUCAGCUCUGGACUUCCAAAGACAGCUGUCCCAUCCACCAUCCACUGCGAUCACUUGAUCGAAGCCCAGAAGGGGGGACCUCAAGAUUUGGCGCGCGCUAAAGAUUUGAACAUGGAAGUCUACGAUUUCCUCUCAUCCGCUGGAAACAAAUACGGAAUUGGAUUCUGGAAACCAGGAUCUGGAAUUAUCCAUCAAAUCAUUCUUGAGAAUUAUGCUUUCCCAGGACUUUUGCUCAUCGGAACUGACUCGCAUACACCAAAUGGAGGAGGUCUUGGAGGACUUUGCAUUGGAGUCGGAGGUGCCGACGCCGUCGACGUUAUGGCUAACAUCCCAUGGGAGUUGAAAUGCCCAAAGGUUAUUGGAAUCAAGCUCACCGGAAAGCUCAGCGGAUGGACAUCGGCUAAGGAUGUUAUCCUGAAGGUUGCCGAUAUCCUUACCGUCAAGGGAGGAACUGGAGCCAUCGUUGAAUACUUCGGACCCGGAGUCGAGUCGCUCUCGGCCACUGGAAUGGGAACCAUUUGCAACAUGGGAGCUGAAAUCGGAGCUACGACCUCGGUCUUCCCAUACAACAAGAGCAUGUACGACUAUUUGGUUUCGACUGGACGCAAAGACAUCGCCGAUGAGGCAAGCAAAUACAAGGACUUGUUGACCGCCGAUGACGGUGCGCAUUACGACCAAAUCAUCGAGAUCAACUUGGACACUCUUGUCCCACAUGUCAACGGACCAUUCACCCCAGAUCUUGCUUCCCCAAUUGAUAAGCUCGGAGAGAAUGCCAAGAAGAACGGAUGGCCAUUGGAUGUUAAAGUUGCCCUAAUUGGAUCGUGCACCAACUCUUCUUAUGAGGAUAUGACUCGUGCUGCUUCCAUUGCCAAACAAGCUUUGGAUAAGGGAUUGAAGGCCAAGAUUAUGUUCACCAUUACUCCGGGAUCUGAGCAAGUCCGUGCCACCAUUGAACGCGACGGAUUGUCGAAGAUCUUCGAGGAAUUCGGAGGAACCGUUCUUGCUAACGCUUGCGGUCCAUGCAUUGGGCAAUGGGAUCGUCAGGAUGUCAAGAAGGGAGAAAAGAACACUAUUGUCACCUCCUACAACAGAAACUUCACCGGAAGAAAUGAUGCCAAUCCAGCCACCCACGGAUUUGUCACCUCCCCAGAUAUUACCACCGCUGUCGCUAUCUCUGGUCGCCUUGACUUCAAUCCACUCACCGACGAGCUUACCGCCGCUGACGGAUCCAAAUUCAAAUUGAAGCCACCAACUGGAGAACAACUUCCAGCUCGCGGAUAUGAUCCAGGAGAGGACACCUUCCAGGCUCCAGCUGGAACUGGAGAGGUGAAGGUUUCUCCCUCUUCUCAACGCCUUCAGCUCCUUGAGCCAUUCGACAAGUGGGAUGGAAAGGAUCUUGAGGACAUGAAGAUCUUGAUCAAGGUUAAAGGAAAGUGCACCACCGAUCACAUCUCAGCUGCCGGACCAUGGCUUAAAUACCGUGGACAUCUUGACAACAUCUCGAAUAACAUGUUCUUAACCGCUGUCAACGCUGAAAAUGGAGAGAUGAACAAGGUCAAAUCAGCUUUGACCGGAAAGUACGGACCAGUUCCAGAGACCGCCAGAGAAUACAAGGCUGCUGGAGUGAAAUGGGUUGCUAUCGGAGAUGAAAACUACGGAGAAGGAUCAUCUCGCGAACACGCCGCUCUUGAGCCACGCCAUCUUGGAGGACGUGCCAUUAUUGUCAAGUCAUUCGCCCGUAUUCACGAAACCAACUUGAAGAAGCAAGGAAUGCUCCCACUCACCUUUGCCAACCCAGCUGAUUAUGACAAGAUUGACCCAUCUGAUUCCAUCUCGAUCGUCGGAUUGACCACAUUCGCCCCUGGAAAACCACUUAAAUGCAUUGCCAAGAAGGCCAACGGAUCAAAGGUCGAAAUUGUGCUCAACCAUACGUUCAAUGAGCAGCAGAUUGAGUGGUUCAAGGCUGGUUCGGCACUCAAUAGAAUGAAGGAAGUGUUCGCGCAGGGAAAAUAA